This is a messenger RNA of Arachis stenosperma, 1410 nucleotides long. Its product is annotated as amino acid permease 4-like. NCBI's taxonomy places the organism in Eukaryota, Viridiplantae, Streptophyta, Magnoliopsida, Fabales, Fabaceae. The record is from RefSeq and is a predicted model, not a curated record. The transcript is spliced from 6 exons. Gene Ontology annotation, cellular component: plasma membrane. The coding region runs from base 1 to 1410 and encodes 469 amino acids.
AUGAUUGAAAAAGUAGAAUCUUUGAAAAACACUUCUUCCACCACCCUUGGCAUCUCUAAAGAACUCUGCGACGACGACGGCCGGCCACAACGAACCGGAACUGUAUGGACAACAAGUUCUCAUAUAAUAACAGCAGUGAUUGGAUCUGGAGUUUUAUCAUUAGCAUGGUCAAUAGCACAAUUAGGCUGGAUUGCUGGCCCUAUUAUUAUGAUCUUCUUUAGUCUUGUCACUUUGUAUACUUCAUAUUUUCUUGCAAAGUGUUAUCGUGCUGGGGACCCCAUUACUGGCAAGAGGAGCUACACUUACAUGGAAGCCAUUGGCAACAUCCUUGGAGGGAAAAAUGUUUAUUUUUGUGGGAUAAUACAAUAUGCAAAUCUUUAUGGAACUACAAUAGGAUAUACAAUUGGAGCCUCCCUUAGCAUGAUGGCAAUAACAAAGAUUCAUUGCAUAUACUCAUCUGAAGGAAAAGAUCCAUGUAUUAUUUAUGGCAACCGUUACUUAAUGGGGUUUGGAAUAAUCCAACUUGGUUUCUCUCAACUUCCUGAUUUUCAUAAUAUUUCAUGGCUCUCAAUACUUGCUGCAGUCAUGUCCUUCACAUAUUCCAUAAUUGGUCUUAUUCUUGGAAUUAUCAAAAUGGCAGAAAAUGGUACUGUAAUGGGUAACAUAGCAGGAGCUAAAGGAGAAUUACCGAUUGAUAAAGUGUGGGGGAUAUUUCUAGCUCUUGGAAACAUUGCCUUUGCAUAUUCAUAUUCUUUUAUUCUCAUUGAAAUUCAGGAUACCAUAAAAUCUCCUUUUGAACUAAAAACAAUGAUGUUUGCUACAAGAAUAAGCAUUGCAACAACAACAACAUUCUAUGUCUUAUGUGGAUGCAUAGGUUAUGGUGCAUUUGGAAACUCAGCACCAGGAAAUUUACUUACAGCAUUUGAUAAUCCAAUUUGGCUCAUUGACAUUGCAAAUUUAGCAUUAGUCAUUCACCUUGUGGGAGCAUACCAAGUUUAUUCUCAACCCCUCUUUGCAUUUGUUGAAGAACAUGCAUCUAAGAGAUGGCCAAGUCUUGAAACUGAACACAAGGUGGAAAUACCAUUUUUACCCUCUUUCAAGCUAAACAAAUUGAGGCUAGUUUGGAGAUCAUUUUUUGUUGUGGUAACAACUUUUAUAUCAAUGUUGGUUCCAUUCUUUAAUGACAUAAUGGGAGUGAUUGGAGCAUUAGGAUUUUGGCCCUUAACAGUUUAUUUCCCUGUGGAGAUGUACAUCAAACAAAUGAAAAUCCGAAAAUGGAGUGAGAAAUGGAUUGGUUUACAAUGUUUGAGUAUGUUUUGUCUCUUAGUAACACUUGCUGCUCUUGUUGGAUCAGUGGUUGGUGUCUUACUUGACCUUUCAAAAUUCAAGGCAUUCAGCUCACAAUUAUAG